Molecule: messenger RNA, 7107 nt
Organism: Symbiodinium sp. CCMP2592
Lineage: Eukaryota; Dinophyceae; Suessiales; Symbiodiniaceae
Source: the annotation of a GenBank genome assembly
AUGGUUAUUUCCACUUCUUCGCGAGAGUUCGCUUUCUUGGAGCUGUUUGCAGGAUGUGCGGGGUUCUCUGGAGCUGUAAAGAGGGUAAAUGCAGAAUCAGUGCGUGUGUUGGAACCGCUGGAUGACGGCAAUGGUUGGGAUGUGCUUUCUGAAAGCGGGUUUGAUCAAGCAAAGGCCGCAGUUCGGGACGCCAGUCAUGUGCACAUCGCGUUCCCUUACCAUUCAUUCGCUAGGGACGGGUGUUCGGAUCAGCACGGAUGUGUGGAACAGGUGAGAUCUGAGAAGCAACCCGAGGGAUGGGGACAUCCAGUGGCGGAGAAGGGUAACGCAGUCCUGACCAAAGCAGUGGCAUUAGCCAUGAUUGCGCUCGAUGCUGGUGCGACUGUGUCCUUGGAAAAUCCGUGGUCAUCGUAUGCAUGGGAGACUAAGGUGAUGAAGCGGCUUAUGAAGAAACUCGGAUGCCAGCCAAUGGAGCUGCACCAGUGUGCUUACGGGGCUGAGACGCAGAAACCGACCGGCAUUCUCACAAAUGCGGCAUGGAUGGAGGCUGUCUCCAAGCGCUGUAAGGACGUCCGUGCUCAUCGGCAUCGGCAAGGCGAGUUACCAGGCAAAAUGUGGGACCCGACAACUUCGGAAUACCCGACGGGUUUGUGCAUGGCCUGGGCUAGAUCCUUGCAACUAUGGUUGGCUUCGGAUGCCGGCAAGCAGAAUCGAGAGCAGCAUACUUUCGUCCGAGUGGGCAUGCAUGGGAAUGUCCUUGUUCGGGCUAGUUUGAAGCGAUCUCGGGACACGAAUGCUGUCACGGCGUCGACUGAAUCGACCGGCCCGAUGGCUGAUUCUAGCAAGGCUGAGGUUCGGGAGCGUGAAAAUACCGAAUGCUUGGGAGGACUCAGAGACCCUCGUCGUGCUGUGGCCAGAUCAUCUAAGCUGAGGAAGGUUGGCACAAUGAUCCGAAUGUGCAUCGAUUCCUGCUUGAGUGAUCAGGUCUUACAAAGUUGGGAAAAUUCACAGGGAACCUCUCCGUUUGAGUCGAGGCUAGUUGCAGAGGGUCGGCGAAAGCUGGCAUCAGUGUUUAAAGCAACUGUGCGCGAGGGAAGCGGGUAUCAGGAUGACCUCAUCCAGAAAAUCCUCGAGGAAGCUGAGGAUCCUGAUGCAAAGGUUGUUCCGGGAUGGAUGCGUGAUGGCUUUCCAUUGGGAAUCAGCCGUACGAUUGAGAACACCGGAGUGUUCCCAUGCACGGAUGAGGUGUCAGCAUCCAUUAAAGCUUCCCAAGUGACCGGCACCCUCCUUGAAGAUUGGGAUGGUUCGGCUACAAACUACAGUUCGUUUGUGGAUGCGGGGCCUAAAGCUGAAGCGGAGCUCGAUCGGCUUGUCACUGAGGGGAGGGCCACGUUGGUUGCUGAUUGGCAGGCGGUCAUCGAUGCGGUGGGACCCGAUGCCAAGCUCACCAAGCUAGCGUGCAUCAUCAAAACGAAGGGUGACCUUGAAAAGGUGCGCCUAGUAGUUGACAUGCGCCGGAGCGGAAUCAAUGGCAUGAUGCAGCUGUUUGAACGAGUGGUACUGCCAAGGAUUUCUGAUGUUGCUGAGUCAUUGCGUCACAUUUUUCAGGACCCACGAAACUGUGACAAAGAUCUCGAGUUCAUGAUUGCAGACUUUUCGGAUGCUUUUCUCACUUUAAAGCUGCACCCGGAUGAGCGACCUUGGGUCGUCAUCAAGGGCCCCAAAGGUUUCUAUUUUGUUCAUGCCAUUUGCUUCGGAUUAGCAUGCGGCCCCGUGUUGUGGGGCCGAGUCGCGGCUGUCGCGAUGAGGUCUGCUCAGCUGGAUUUCCAACUUGGUGCCGAGUGCCAGACCGUGGACAUCUAUGGUUUGGGCAGUCCGAGGGACCAGCUGGCGAGCGCGGCGAAGCACAGGGUCAUCGGAACUGCAGGGAACAAGCAGGCCAAGGCUAACUUGGCGGCUUGCGGCCACGUAGAAUUGAUCAGCUUUCACGUGGCCAUUUUGGCGAAAGCCGCCCCGGCGUCCGAGGGACCAGCUGGCGAGCGCGGCGAAGCACAGGGACUGGCUGUGCGAGCAGGGCCGCUUUGGCUUGAAGACCCCCGACCCGAAGAUCAAGGCAGUGGCUGCUGGUUAGAGCUUCUGUUAGGAGGCAGAUGGAAGCAGGUGGAGGAGGUUCAGGUGCCAAGCCUUGCAGAGGGAGAAACCGAGGCGUCAAAGUAUGCGGAUGCAUGCGGUUUGGAGGGAGGUUGUCGCCAGGCCAACGGCCGCGGCGUUUUCAUUCACCGUGGUCGCAGCAAGGAGGUGGAUCCCGAGGUCGUCGCAAAGCUGGAUGAGGUUCGCAAGGCGAAGGGCAUGACACCUCGGGCCGUUUCCGACGAGGAGAUUUGCGAGAGGCUCUUCUUCUCCAUGAUCAACGAGGGCUUCAAGAUCCUCGAGGAAGGGUAUGUGGCCCGAUCCUCGGACAUCGACCUGGCCUACAUCUACGGCUACGGCUUCCCCCCUGCCAAGGGCGGCCCCAUGUUCUACGCCGAGAACUAUGCCGGGUUCAAGAAGAUCCUGGAGCGCGUGAAGUACUACCACGAACAGGCCAAGGAGCGGUUCACCAAGAACUCCAACUACUUGCCAAUCGACUAUUUCGAGCCCUCCAAGCUGCUGGAGGCCUGCGCGGCCAAGGAAGGCACAAAGGUGUUCCCCGGCCAGACACUGAUCGACGUGGUGCUGGCCGACUUCCGCAAGAAGGGUUCUGAUGGAGUCGGCGUGCUGACUAUGAACAGCCCGCCGGUGAACUCGCUUGGCACGAGCCUGGUGACCUCGUUCAAGCGCCUUGUCGGGUUUCUGGUGAAGUGGGAGUUCCCGAAGCUCGUCCAGGAUCCAAAGGCUCAGCUGGGGUCUGCGGUGGAUGACGGACUUGUCGUCGAAGAUUCAGACGCGAGGUUUGCCAUGAUGGUGGCAAUGGGUGAGGCCGAGAUGAGGAAGAACAACCCCGUGGCGGCCCUGAGCGAGAUGAUGGACACGAUCGAUGCCUCGCCCAAGACUGUGGUAGCAGCUCUCAACGGUCCCGCCUUGGGUGGUGGCUGCGAGGUGAGCUUGGCGUGCCACUACCGUGUUGCGGCGCCAAAGGCAUCCGUUGGCUUUCCGGAGGUGAACCUGGGCUUGCUGCCGGGUGCACAGGGCACUCAGCGGCUGCCUCGCGUGGCCGCUCUCCCUGUAGCGCUGCCGAUGAUCUUGCAGGGACGUCCCAUGAAUGCGGAAGCCGCAAAGAAGAACGGCAUCAUCGACGCGGUCGCCAAAGGAGAUGUGGUGGAUGAGGCUGCAGAGUUUGCGCUCACGCAUCCGCCAGCCCCCAUCUCCAAGCGAGAGGUGCCUAAGACCAACCGUUUCAUGAUGGCAGCCGGAGGUUUGGAGGGGGCAUUGAACACGGCCUUCAACGCACAGCCUUUGAUGGUGGCACCUGGCGGCAUCAUCAAGUGUUUCGAGGCUGCCUGUUCGGGCAAGAGCUUCAGAGAGGGCGUGGCCGUCGAGAUGGAGGAGUUCACGAAGCUGGUCUUCUCCGUGCAAUCAGCCGCUCUGAGACACCUCUUCCUGGCCGAGCGCAUGGCGCAGAAAGUGCCUGGCGUCAAUGAGAAGCCAGCGCCGCUGAAGAAGAUUGGCAUUCUGGGUGCCGGACUCAUGGGCGGCGGCAUCGCCAUGUGCUUCGUGCAGAAGGGAGUUCCGGUUGUCUUGAAGGAUGCGAAGCAGGAGUGGCUGGAUGAUGGCAUGAAGAAGAUCCAGGGACUCUGGGGUGGUCAGGCCAAGAGGGGCCGAUUGAGCCAGGACAAGUACAAGCAGUACAUGAGCCUUCUGAAGCCGACGCUCGACUAUGCCGACUUCAAGGAUGUGGACAUGGUCAUUGAGGCGGUUCCAGAAAUUAUGGACCUGAAGAAGCAGGUGUUCCUCGACAUUGAGAAAAACACCAAGCCGGAUGCUCUGAUCUGCACCAACACAAGCGGGCUGAACAUCGACGAUAUCGCAGCGGUGCUCAAAGAUCCUUCUCGUGUCAUGGGAACCCACUUUUUCUCACCCGCCAAUGUGAUGCAGCUGCUUGAGAACGUGCGAACAUCCAAGUCCAGCACCAAAACGUUGGCCACCGGAAUGGCCAUGGGCAAGCUGAUCAGCAAGAAGGCGAUCAUGGUGGGCAACUGUGAUGGCUUCGUCGGCAACCGAAUGCUUGCGCCGUAUGCUGGGGAGGCGAAGAUGGUCCUGGAGGAAGGUGCCAGCAUCGAGCAGGUCGACGCCGCGGCGCAGAAGUUCGGCAGCCCGGCGGCAGCCCAAAGAGUGCAGGCAGAGCGAAGAGGCAAGAAAUGGAGACUGCUGGAAGGCAUGGCCAUGGGUCCGAUGGCCUUGGGUGACUUGGUGGGCUUGGAGCUUUUCUGGAAGCAGCGGAAGGCGGCCGGUGACAUGCAGAAGCAGACCAAGACCUACUAUGGUCCGUAUGAGCUCACGGACUGGCUGUGCGAGCAGGGCCGCUUUGGCUUGAAGACCCCCGACCCGAAGAUCAAGGCCAACGGCCGCGGCGUUUUCAUUCACCGUGGUCGCAGCAAGGAGGUGGAUCCCGAGGUCGUCGCAAAGCUGGAUGAGGUUCGCAAGGCGAAGGGCAUGACACCUCGGGCCGUUUCCGACGAGGAGAUUUGCGAGAGGCUCUUCUUCUCCAUGAUCAACGAGGGCUUCAAGAUCCUCGAGGAAGGGUAUGUGGCCCGAUCCUCGGACAUCGACCUGGCCUACAUCUACGGCUACGGCUUCCCCCCUGCCAAGGGCGGCCCCAUGUUCUACGCCGAGAACUAUGCCGGGUUCAAGAAGAUCCUGGAGCGCGUGAAGUACUACCACGAACAGGCCAAGGAGCGGUUCACCAAGAACUCCAACUACUUGCCAAUCGACUAUUUCGAGCCCUCCAAGCUGCUGGAGGCCUGCGCGGCCAAGGAAGGCACAAAGGUGUUCCCCGGCCAGACACUGAUCGACGUGGUGCUGGCCGACUUCCGCAAGAAGGGUUCUGAUGGAGUCGGCGUGCUGACUAUGAACAGCCCGCCGGUGAACUCGCUUGGCACGAGCCUGGUGACCUCGUUCAAGCAGGAGUUCCCGAAGCUCGUCCAGGAUCCAAAGGUGAAAGCUAUCGUGGUUACUGGCAGCGGCUCGAUGUUCUCGGGUGGAGCUGAGAUCACCGAGUUUGCCAUGAUGGUGGCAAUGGGUGAGGCCGAGAUGAGGAAGAACAACCCCGUGGCGGCCCUGAGCGAGAUGAUGGACACGAUCGAUGCCUCGCCCAAGACUGUGGUAGCAGCUCUCAACGGUCCAGCCUUGGGUGGUGGCUGCGAGGUGAGCUUGGCGUGCCACUACCGUGUUGCGGCGCCGAAGGCAUCCGUUGGCUUUCCGGAGGUGAACCUGGGCUUGCUGCCGGGUGCACAGGGCACUCAGCGGCUGCCUCGCGUGGCCGCUCUCCCUGUAGCGCUGCCGAUGAUCUUGCAGGGACGUCCCAUGAAUGCGGAAGCCGCAAAGAAGAACGGCAUCAUCGACGCGGUCGCCAAAGGAGAUGUGGUGGAUGAGGCUGCAGAGUUUGCGCUCACGCAUCCGCCAGCCCCCAUCUCCAAGCGAGAGGUGCCUAAGACCAACCGUUUCAUGAUGGCAGCCGGAGGUUUGGAGGGGGCAUUGAACACGGCCUUCAACGCACAGCCUUUGAUGGUGGCACCUGGCGGCAUCAUCAAGUGUUUCGAGGCUGCCUGUUCGGGCAAGAGCUUCAGAGAGGGCGUGGCCGUCGAGAUGGAGGAGUUCACGAAGCUGGUCUUCUCCGUGCAAUCAGCCGCUCUGAGACACCUCUUCCUGGCCGAGCGCAUGGCGCAGAAAGUGCCUGGCGUCAAUGAGAAGCCAGCGCCGCUGAAGAAGAUUGGCAUUCUGGGUGCCGGACUCAUGGGCGGCGGCAUCGCCAUGUGCUUCGUGCAGAAGGGAGUUCCGGUUGUCUUGAAGGAUGCGAAGCAGGAGUGGCUGGAUGAUGGCAUGAAGAAGAUCCAGGGACUCUGGGGUGGUCAGGCCAAGAGGGGCCGAUUGAGCCAGGACAAGUACAAGCAGUACAUGAGCCUUCUGAAGCCGACUCUCGACUAUGCCGACUUCAAGGAUGUGGACAUGGUCAUUGAGGCGGUUCCAGAAAUUAUGGACCUGAAGAAGCAGGUGUUCCUCGACAUUGAGAAAAACACCAAGCCGGAUGCUCUGAUCUGCACCAACACAAGCGGGCUGAACAUCGACGAUAUCGCAGCAGUGCUCAAAGAUCCUUCUCGUGUCAUGGGAACCCACUUUUUCUCACCCGCCAACGUGAUGCAGCUGCUUGAGAACGUGCGAACAUCCAAGUCCAGCACCAAAACGUUGGCCACCGGAAUGGCCAUGGGCAAGCUGAUCAGCAAGAAGGCGAUCAUGGUGGGCAACUGUGAUGGCUUCGUCGGCAACCGAAUGCUUGCGCCGUAUGCAGGGGAGGCGAAGAUGGUCCUGGAGGAAGGUGCCAGCAUCGAGCAGGUCGACGCCGCGGCGCAGAAGUUCGGCAUGGCCAUGGGUCCGAUGGCCUUGGGUGACUUGGUGGGCUUGGAGCUUUUCUGGAAGCAGCGGAAGGCGGCCGGUGACAUGCAGAAGCAGACCAAGACCUACUAUGGUCCGUAUGAGCUCACGGACGGCUGUGAUGUGCAUGGUGAAUACAAGCACGCAUUGGAAGCCAGAGGCAGAUGGAAGCAGGUGGAGGAGGUUCAGGUGCCAAGCCUUGCAGAGGGAGAAACCGAGGCGUCAAAGUAUGCGGAUGCAUGCGGUUUGGAGGGAGGUUGUCGCCAGGCCAACGGCCGCGGCGUUUUCAUUCACCGUGGUCGCAGCAAGGAGGUGGAUCCCGAGGUCGUCGCAAAGCUGGAUGAUGUUCGCAAGGCGAAGGGCAUGACACCUCGGGCCGUUUCCGACGAGGAGAUUUGCGAGAGGCUCUUCUUCUCCAUGAUCAACGAGGGCUUCAAGAUCCUCGAGGAAGGGUAUGUGGCCCGAUCCUCGGACAUCGACCUGGCCUACAUCUACGGCUACGGCUUCCCCCCUGCCAAGGCCGGAAUCUGCACUUGGUAG